CCAUCACCACUUCGCUCCUUUCAUCCAAUCCUCCUCUCUCUCUCUCUCUCUCUCUCUCUCUCUCUCUCUCUCUCUCUCUCUAGGGUUUCUCCGAGCUCCCAUGGCCGAAGUCGACGAUUUCGAGGACCGCCGCCGCGGCGCGACGGAGGAGGAGGCCGACCUGACUGCCGUUGAAGUGCUCCUGAGUUUCAAAAACGGCAGGUUGCCCGAUCCGCCUCCGUCGUCGGACGACGACGAGGGGCCGUCAGCGGUGCCUCCGGCGCCGCCACCGGCGCCGCUGGACUGGAGAUCUAAGAGGAAGAGGUCCCGGAAGAUAACGAUGGAGGGGAUACUGGAGGAGGAGGCGUUGGCCAAGGCGAACGGGAAGAUGAGGGCCAGCCCGCCGUCACCACUCGACUAUCGCGGCGGAUCUGGCGCGUCAACGAGCGGCGGUGAGAACGGGCCGAGCUCGCCGGAGGAGUUUGCGGCGGCGAAGCGGCCGAGGCCCGACAAACCCCUCGCCGUGCGCGGUGGCAGUUCUCGUCCAACGAAGGCGGGUGGGAGCGAGCGGCCGCCGCUGGUUUCCAGAGUUCCGGCACGGAAAUCCAUCAGACCUUCGGGGAAGAAAAAGGCGAUCCCGGAGCUCCAGGCUGUGGAGAAAGCGCUUCUGGAACAGAGAGAAAACCUCCAGAAGGAGGUGGAAGCGCAGCGGAAGGAUCACGAGGCGCUUUUGGAGCAGAACCGGAGGCUGAAGCUGUGCUUGGAGUUGCUGAGGAUGAAGCAAACAUCUUCUAUGGUGUUCGUAGAAACCAAGCCGCCUGAAUCAUUCAACCAUAUCGCCCCAUCUUCUGCUGUACAGGGUCACAGAGAUUUUGUCCUACCUGAUCUCAAUGAACCGGUACUGGAUUUAUAGAGGCAGGGCUUUGCUGACUCAUUCAAUAACCCCAACUGUACAUAACAAAGAGCCCGGUGGAGGACAUUAAAAACUGUGACGGUUUGAUAGCUGAUAGAGAGGACAUAGGCAGUUGCUUUAGCAUCUCAAAAGGAGUACCAGAGGAAACUUAUUUGUUUUGUUGGUUAUUUAAUGCCCCCAUGUUUCUGCUGCUAUUUCACAAAUCUAUUAGUUUGAGACGUGUAAUUAAUUUGUCAGUCUAGUCGAAGUAAUCUUGUGAAAACAAUGAAUUGUUUUUUUAUUUCUGAGUCAUAAGGUUUUUGGUAUGCGAUGAAUUAUACAUUCUUCUGUUUUUAUAUGGUUUCAAUUAAAAGAAAUAUCCUUUGCAGGAUCCUUCUUUGA
Molecule: messenger RNA, 1273 nt
Organism: Phoenix dactylifera (date palm)
Lineage: Eukaryota; Viridiplantae; Streptophyta; Magnoliopsida; Arecales; Arecaceae
Source: RefSeq, a predicted model, not a curated record